UUUCCCAAUCCUUUUUGCUAGCCAAAUUUAUUAAUUAAAUUAAAUUUUUAUAUUUGAUGCCACCAGUUUUUUUUUCCUUCUUUAAUUUCUUCGUCUCGCGGCUCUGUCAAAACGAAACAAAACAAACCCUCGUUUUCUUUGUUCUUUGUCACUGGCCCAAAAGGAAAUAGAAAAACAAGAAAACAAUUUUAUUGUUUUUUUCUUUCCUUCCUCCAAACGAACCCUAAGACAAAUUUAAACGAAACGGAAGAGAGCAAGAUCGAGUCAGUCGUGAAUGCAGAGAUAAAAUCGCUGUGUUGAAUCGGUCGGAAGAAGAUCUGAGUUCGAGUUAUAGACAGAGUUAAUUUUAUAAAUGGGCGCGGCGGGUUCGAAACUCGAGAAAGCUUUGGGCGAUCAGUUCCCUGAAGGCGAACGAUAUUUUGGCCUUGAAAACUUUGGCAACACCUGUUAUUGUAACAGCGUCUUGCAGGCACUUUAUUUUUGUGUCCCAUUUCGUGAACAGCUGCUAGAUUAUUAUUCAAGUAACAAAAAUGGCGCUGAUGCUGAAGAUAAUCUGCUGACAUGCUUGGCAGAUCUGUUUACACAGAUAAGUUCACAGAAGAAGAAAACAGGUGUCAUUGCUCCAAAACGCUUUGUACAGAGAUUGAAGAAACAAAAUGAGCUUUUCCGCAGCUAUAUGCAUCAGGAUGCUCAUGAGUUCUUGAACUUUUUGCUAAAUGAACUUGUUGAUAUACUGGAGAAAGAGGCUCAAGCAGCAAAAAAUGAGGCAGAAACUUCAUCACCAUAUGAAAAGACUGCAAAUGGGACAAAGAAUCCACAGGCAAAUGGUGUUCAAAAAGAGCCUCUGGUUACCUGGGUACACCAAAAUUUUCAGGGAAUACUUACCAAUGAGACAAGAUGCUUGCGAUGUGAGACAGUGACAGCAAGAGACGAAACUUUCUUUGACUUGAGCCUUGACAUUGAACAGAAUAGCUCAAUAACUAGCUGUUUGAAAAAUUUUAGUUCUACUGAGACAUUGAACGCUGAGGACAAGUUUUUCUGUGACAAGUGCUGCAGUUUGCAAGAAGCCCAGAAGAGAAUGAAGAUAAAGAAGCCUCCUCACAUCCUUGUUAUCCAUUUGAAGCGGUUCAAGUACAUUGAGCAGCUUGGCCGGUACAAGAAGCUCUCCUACCGUGUUGUGUUUCCGCUUGAGCUGAAGCUGAGCAAUACCAUGGAAGAUGCAGAUUCGGAGUAUUCUCUAUUCGCUGUAGUUGUUCACGUGGGAAGUGGACCUAACCACGGUCACUAUGUUAGCCUGGUGAAAAGCCAUAACCACUGGUUAUUUUUUGAUGACGAAAACGUGGAGAUGAUUGACGAGUCCGCAGUUCAGACAUUUUUUGGGUCAGCCCAGGAGUAUUCAAGUAAUACAGAUCACGGGUAUAUCUUAUUUUAUGAAAGCCUUGCUGCAAACAACAAGAGCUGAGAAGGGGGUUUCAUUUUACCAUGAGUUACAAUGAGUAGGUAUUCUAAUCACUCAGACCUCAUUCUUCUUGAAAUACCUAUGCUUAUUAAUUUUUUCGCUUCUUUUUUUUUUCUCAUUUUCCAACCUUGUGGGAAGAUCUGGCAGAUAUCAGUGAGAUAAUGUGGGUUGUGAGAAAAAUGUAUACUUAGGUUGUUGCCAUGUACAGUGGAUGGUACACUAUCCUUUUGUUUCUUUUUUUUUUUUUUUCUUUUUUUUUUUUCACAAUAAGGGGAAGAAAAGAGCAGUGUAUAUGGUGUGAGAAUAUCACAGAGACAGUUUGUAUUCUUCAUGGUUGAGAAUGUUUUAACAUUAGCAAUGCAAUUGGGAUUCCUUCCAACUUCAUAGCUCGAUGGUUUUUUUAGUUUUUUUUUUUUCUUUUCAAAAAACAAAUUCAGAUCCAAUAACCAAUAUUCCACUCAUCCAGACACUGAAUAUCAUUAUUUGAGUAUCAAAAGGAAAAGAGAACAAGCAACAGUGCAGCUGGAAAUAAACGAACUUUGCCUUUGGGGAUUUUAUAGCUGCAUGAUGGACCAUAAAAAAAUACCUUUGAUCGGCACCAUGGCCGAUAUAAUCUGCAAAGUUGGUAGGCCAAUAUAAUUUCAAAAAUAG
This is a messenger RNA of Durio zibethinus, 2110 nucleotides long. The record is from RefSeq and is a predicted model, not a curated record. Lineage: Eukaryota; Viridiplantae; Streptophyta; Magnoliopsida; Malvales; Malvaceae.